Ooceraea biroi (clonal raider ant) is the source of this 3393-nucleotide messenger RNA. RefSeq names its product probable cytochrome P450 49a1. The record is from RefSeq and is a predicted model, not a curated record. Gene Ontology annotation, molecular function: heme binding; monooxygenase activity; iron ion binding. NCBI's taxonomy places the organism in Eukaryota, Metazoa, Arthropoda, Insecta, Hymenoptera, Formicidae.
UUUAAAAAUAUCACGUCUUUUAAUUGAUCUUUUUUUUCUUUUCUGUUUCUUAAUGUAUAAUAUAUAUUUCUAAAACAAUAAUUGUGCAAGUGUCACUUACUACUCUUUUACUGCAUUUUUAAUGACACGCGAUCGCGAACGCGUGUUCGUGAUGCGCGUCAUUAAGUGAUAUCUAAAUCAUAAUCACGAUCAUCUGUGGGAAAGUCACAGCAAUCCACGAUACAGCGGAUGCACCGCAAGCACAAAUUGCAAAUUUCACAGUUACUGAUCUGAGGCAGCGCGAUUUCUCUUAGGAGGAAUUGUCACGAUUUUAUUUUCGUGUUUCUAAUUCAGCAGUCUUUCUAGUAUUCAAACGCUGAUAUAUUAACAGAAGACUUUCCCUUAGAAUGAUAGACACAUUUUUUAUUACGUUUCAUACAUUCUUAAAACAUGUGACUACUUUUAAAAAAAAUUGUAUGACUUGUUCCUUAUCGCUAUAAAAGUAAGAAUAAAAAAAGCUAUUGUACAAUUUUCAGGAUAAAAAAAGAAAAAUGUUACUGCGUCCUUAUUCAAUAUAUUGUGCAAUAUAUAAUAUGUUGUUAUUCAAUAUGUUAUAAUAAUAUAUAAUAGAUAAUAUUCUAAUGAAGAAAUUUUUACAGCAUUAUACUUUCUUCCAUCAAUAUAAAUUGAUUUAUAUGCACAUUGGGUCGAGAAAGAUGAGCUAAUGCAAUUUUGUGGUGGUGCAGAUCAAGGCUCUUACGAAAUAUAUUCUCAAAAGUAAUCAGUAAAGUGGAAUAAUCAAUGGACCAUUAAAUAUACGUAUAACAAAUUAUUCAAAUUAAUAUAAUAAGCGUCAUAUUCUGAUGCUAACAACAAUGCAUAACAGUUUUAGAAAGUAUAAGUUAUUUCCGAUAGAUCCAGGAAGAUCCAUAAUAUCCUUUUGUGACUCUCGCCUAUGAUUCACUUUAUGAUUGACUAUUCGCCCAACGAAAGUACAUUACGAAAGUACAUAAAAUUAGCGCUUUAUGCUUGAGCACAUCCCAUGACAACGACUCGGGAAAGAUUUCCGCAUAAAGAACACUGCAUUAUGUCGCGCUAUUGUGUCAUACUCUUGCACUCGCUGUGCAUAGACAAUUGUACACUUUACAGCGCAAAGCUUGCAUACGAAUCUUUGCGCAACUUCUGUGCAUGCACGAGUGUCGCAAGAUGAAGGAUCUUUUGGGCAAACGUGUAGGUUUAGCUUUCUAAACAAAAUCGAUAUGUCGUGCAUACUUAAACAAAAAAUAUAUAUGUGCAUAGACGCUUUCUAUAAAUUACUACUAAAGAAAAUAAAAUAUAACAAUACAUUUUUAAUGUUCCAUCUAAUAUGUAAUAUUUAUCAUUUUUGAAUUAAAUUGAUUUACAUUGUUAUAUUUAAACUGCAGUAAACAAGUGUAAAUCGUACAUAGUUGCAACAUGUAAUGUCCGAAAAAGAGAUUUUCUGUCCGACAUCUUAUUCAAUAAAUUGUACAGCCGUCCGUGCAAUAAUACCGUAAGUAUUACAACAAUUAUACACCUCUGAUUGUGUAACGAGAGGCCAUUUAAAUUUUUACAUUAAAUUUACAUAUUUUAUUCUGGGCAUUUUUGUUGCAUAGGUCACGGUAUGGCCACGUUAAGACAAUACGUGAGGGAACUAUUACGGCUUGUCGUCAAGAUUAACGCGAAAAGCAAUAGAACGCUGAACGUCCUAGCUGUGGACGUUGAUGAGCGUGGUGCUCUGGUGCAGCAGCGUCCGUACUCGGAGAUUCCAGGCCCAAAGCCGAUCCCGUUGCUGGGUAACACCUGGCGAUUUCUGCCUUAUUUAGGGAAUUACGACAUAAAGGCGAUAGACAAAGUGUCAAAGACAUUGCACGCUCAAUACGGUGACAUUGUGAAGAUAGAAGGGCUCUUAGGCAGGCCUGACAUGGUGUUCAUUUACGAUGCUAAUGAGAUCGAACGGAUGUUCAGGCGGGAAGAGAAAAUGCCUUACAGACCAUCUAUGCCAUCACUCGACUAUUACAAACAUGUACAUCGAAAGGACUUUUUUCAAGAUAAUCUUGGCGUCAUCGCUGUCCACGGCGAGAGUUGGUACAAUUUCCGGAGCAAGGUGCAGCAAGUGAUGCUGCAGCCGCGGAUCGCGAGAAUGUACGUUGGCGCGAUCGAGGAGGCAAGCACGGCGCUCCUUCGCAGGAUAUCGAAGAUUCGGGAUGAGAAGUACGAAGUGCCCGAGGACUUUCUCAACGAAAUGCACAAGUGGUCCUUGGAAUCUAUUGCCCGAGUUGCGCUGGACGUGCGUUUGGGUUGCUUGGAUGGUGAUGCGAACGCGGACACGCAGAGGCUCAUAGAUGCGUUAAUCACGUUUUUCAAGCUCGUGCCCGUGCUCGAACUGAAGAUACCGUUCUGGAAGUUGUUUAGUACACCCACGUGGCGAAAAUAUGUAAAUGCUUUGGAUACCAUCGUGAGCACCAUAUCGAAGUACACGGCUGCCGGUCUAUCGAGAACCGAGAGCAACGUAGAGUCGGACAAAGAACUAUCCCUUUUAGAAAGAGUGCUUGCCCGCGAGGGCGACACGAAAGUAGCAUCUAUUCUUGCCCUGGACUUGUUCCUGGUUGGCGUUGACACUACCUCAACCUCCGUGGCCUCAGUGCUUUAUCAGUUAGCGCGGCAUCCGGAGAAGCAGGCGCGAGCGUACAAAGAGAUCUGCGACGUCCUGCCGCAAAGGGACAUGCCCCUCGAAGCGACAAACAUCGACAAUUUAAAAUAUCUGAAAGCAUGCAUCAAGGAAACUUUAAGAAUGUACCCAACUGUCAUAAGCAACGGACGAACCACAACUUCGGAUACCGCAAUUAGCGGCUACCACGUACCAAAGGGGGUACAAGUAGUGUUUCAACACUACGUCACCAGCAAUUUGGAGAAGUACUUCCCGCGAAGUCGCGAGUUCCUUCCGGAACGAUGGUUGCGUGAGGACGACACUCGUCAUGGUUUUGCGUCGCUUCCUUUUGGUUACGGCAGACGAAUGUGCCUGGGCCGACGAUUCGCCGAGCUCGAGAUGAUUAUUGUCAUUAGUAAGAUCCUGCAAUUUUACAGGAUAGAAUAUCACUACGAAGAAUUGGAUUACUAUAUCAAUCCGAUGUACACGCCGAAGGGACCAUUAAAGUUAAGAUUCAUUGACAGAUAUAAUGAUUCGUAUGGAAGCUAGCAUGUAGUCGAAAAAAUAUUGUUUGUAUUUAUAAUAUUCUUUGAUACAUGCAACAUCUCACGUGACGUUAGCGUUUAAGUCGUAGAACGCAUUCAAUGUUACAAUUAGAUAGCAUCGUAUAAACGAGUUAGUAUAAUUUGAUAAUUUACGAUAUUUUUAAUAACAUAUUAUAUUUUUAAUAAUAUGAAUUUCAAAAG